AUGAGUAUGUCAAACACUCGCACAAUCCUCCAUAAAGAUAAUGCAACCAAAUUUGUGAGCCGGGAGCGCACGUAUGACUAUCUGUACGACCCAGUUUACACCGUCUCAUCAGAGGUGGAUCAUAUCAGGACCAGCUUGAAGGCUUACACAUCCAAGGACAGAGUGUUGAAAAUCCCAGAGUAUGGAUCUAUGUUCAGCCAUCUUCCUCACUAUCCAAGAUUCAAACUUCAGCUGGACCCUUCAGACCCUGUACCAGCCACUGUAGACCGCCGAUGGAGAGGUCACGCAGAGCAAUACAAAGAGGCACUGCAUCAACUGGCUGGUGUUAGAAGUGCCUCAUCAAGGCUGCAGAAAGAGGAAGGUCAUGUGACUGGAUCUGAUCGCUGGAAGUAUUUCUCACACCCUUUGAUUCCAUUUGGACAGCAGCUGCCCCCAGAUGUUAUCUUUGCGUUGCCAAAAGAAGAGUUUGUGUCCAGUCUGGACCAAAAGCCUAUACAGCAGCCCACACAUUUUACUGUGGCAGUCCAGACUGACUACAGAGAGAGUGAAACACAGACAGAUCCUUACAGUCCAGAAUAUAUUAUCGAACCUGGCACAACGCCUUCUGAACUCCUGACUCUGGCAUCUCUGACUUGGGGUCAUGGACUGCCUGCAGGUUUGGCAGAGGUAGAAAUGAUAGAGCGUGCUCGAGCCAAAAGAGCAUGGGAGGCCACUCUCCCUCCACUGGAUGACCUCAGUCAGCUGGACAAAAGGAGACGCAUGAUGGAGAAGAUAGAGGCUAGGGAGUGGGCUUUCAGAGAGGGGCAAAUCCAGAAGCUAAAAGAGGCCCGUCUAGAGGUGCUGACAGACCUCCUGAAAAAAAGGGACGAGAUUCAACAGAAUUAUACACAUGACAGACUGAAGCAGAUCAAUCAUAAGCUACAGAAAGAGAAGGAGACCAAAAUUAAUAAGAUCAACAAUGACUAUUUCCGGGCAAUGAGAAAAUUGGACGCCAGACACAGUAUAGCAAUGGACAAACUAACACAUGCAUUGAACUUCAAAGAUUAUUCUGAUCUUUCCUCGCACAUGCGCCCUGCUGUAAGACGAAAGCAUGACGCAGACAAAAACUACUACUUUGACACCGAAGGCUUCACAGAACUGGAAACUGGGCUCUCUGCUUCUUCAUUGAAAUCAUCAGUGAAAAGUGCACAGCAACCCACUAGGAGUAAGAUCAAAAACUCUAGUCAGAGAGCGAUUCAGCUGUAUGAGCAGUACACGGCCCUAACGAGAAAAGACACGUCAGAAGAGCCAUUGGAAUGCCUUGUCAAGACUGAGAAGUCUUCUCCUCCGCCAGUCACUCCUGAAGUAGAACGACCACCAGAAGGGGAGGAAGAGAGAGAAAUUGCUGUCAUCAACUUGCAGCUCGUUGUCAAGAUUGAGAAGCCUUCUCCUCCGCCAGUCACUCCUGAAGUAGAACGACCACCAGAAGGGGAGGAAGAGAGAGAAAUUGCUGUCAUCAACUUGCAGAAGUUACUGAGAGGAAGAGUCGAUGCUCUUCAGAGUAAAGAACAGGCGCUACAGGAAGCAGAAAAAGACCGAAUAUUGAACCUCAAACGAGAGAGAGAUCAACAGAUCCGCAGGACUGAGCACGUGGAGGCACUGCAGGCCAGAGCUGUGGACACAGAGCUUCACUACAUGUUUGACACUUUAUCCAAAGAGCUGAUCAGACUGCAGGAGGAACGAAGGAUCCAUGCCUUCACUCUCCUCGCUGAGAGAGACCGCCGCAUGCGAGAGGCGGAGGAGAGUGGGAGGAGACAGGUUGAAGAACGCAGAAGAAAAGAAGACGACGACAUUUUCAGACAAGUGGUGCAGAUAAACCAGGAGAGUGUAGACUUGUACUUGGAGGACAUCAUUCUGGAGACCACAGAGACUGCAGCAGAUGAGCAGGCGAGAAAGGAGAUCCACCAACUGGCCAAAGAGGUCAAUGAUGUAGCCUGCGCCAUGGAGGAAAGCUGUCAGUCUGAAGCCAUUGUCUAUGAGUUGGUGUACAACUUUCUCAUCCCAGAGGUGGCUAAGACAAGUGUCAGGCAAAAAGUUCAACAGAAGCAGGAGAGACACUUGCAGGCGGCUCGGAGCAUUAUCCAUGGCCUCCUUCAUUCACCUCCCUCUGCUCAAAGCCCCUCAAACUCUGUCACUCAGGAUGAAGAGAGAGUGAAAGAGUCAGAGCAGCCUCAUACACACACAAACAAUUAA
Molecule: messenger RNA, 2232 nt
Organism: Boleophthalmus pectinirostris (great blue-spotted mudskipper)
Lineage: Eukaryota; Metazoa; Chordata; Actinopteri; Gobiiformes; Gobiidae
Product: cilia- and flagella-associated protein 91-like
Exons: 1
Coding region: 1-2232 (743 amino acids)
Source: RefSeq, a predicted model, not a curated record